Nicotiana tabacum (common tobacco) is the source of this 1479-nucleotide messenger RNA. The record is from RefSeq and is a predicted model, not a curated record. NCBI's taxonomy places the organism in Eukaryota, Viridiplantae, Streptophyta, Magnoliopsida, Solanales, Solanaceae.
GAAGGAAUUGACAAGUUCCUGGGAGGGUUGUAUUUGCUAACUACUACUCGUAGUAUGUAUUUUAGGAGUCAUAUUAGUGGGGACUUUGUGAAGAUAAAGUCGACACGACCCAUAAACUAAGGCCAAAAUCAUGUGAGCAAUUAUUUGUAUCAUCCCACUAGCUAUCGCCUUGCAGCUUUGCCUAUAAAAGGAAACUUUCCUUGAAGGGUAAAUCCAUUGUGCCUUAAUUCAUUUGGUUUCUCAUCAUCUUAUUUCUAAUUAGGUUUAAGUCCGUCGACAUUAUUGUCUUGUUUUCAUUUCCUAGCAAGGAAUAAAAAGAAAAUGGGAACUGCUCAAUUACUGCUACUAAGUAAUAUUUUUCUUGUUUUUCUUUCUAUUGUUGUUUGUGGAGUUUCGGGUGCAGGAAAUAAUGUGCCACGCAAGAAUUUCUACAAGAGCACUCGUUGUCCAAAUGCUGAACAAUUUGUUAGAGAUAUCACUUGGAGCAAAGCUAAGAAUGACUCCACGUUGGGUGCUAAAUUGCUUCGACUCCACUACCAUGAUUGUUUCGUUAGGGGAUGUGAUGCAUCGAUAUUGCUCGAUAAAGUUGGAACAGAUCAAUUUGAGAAGGAGGCCAGGCCAAACCUCUCCUUGGGUGGUUUCGAUGUAAUUGAUGAUAUCAAGCGACAAGUUGAGGAAAAAUGUCCUGGGAUUGUUUCUUGUGCAGACAUUUUAGCAUUAGCUACUCGUGACGCUGUUUCUUUUCGAUUUAAGAAAUCACUAUGGGACGUGGCGACCGGAAGAAAAGACGGGAAUGUUUCCCUUGCAAGUGAAGUGAAUGGAAACUUACCUUCACCAUUCUCAGAUUUUGCCACCCUUCAGCAACUGUUUGCAAAGAAAGGCCUAAAUGUCAAUGAUCUUGUUGCAUUAUCAGGUGCUCACACCAUUGGUGUUGCUCAUUGUGGAGCUUUCUCUAGAAGACUCUUCAAUUUCACUGGCAAAGGUGACGUGGAUCCAUCUUUGAGUUCCACUUAUGCUGAAUCUUUGAAACAAUUGUGCCCUAAUCCAGCCAACCCAGCCACUACAGUGGAAAUGGACCCUCAGAGCUCAACUUCAUUUGACAGCAAUUAUUUCAACAUCCUUACUCAGAACAAAGGGUUGUUCCAAUCUGAUGCAGCCCUCCUCACAGACAAAAAAUCAGCUAAAGUUGUAAAACAACUGCAAAAAACUAAUGCCUUUUUUUCUGAGUUUGCUAAAUCCAUGCAGAAAAUGGGAGCUAUUGAAGUUCUUACUGGAAAUGCUGGAGAAAUCAGGAAGAAUUGCCGCGUCAGAAACUAAUUCUUGAAAACCUAUGAUUAAUUUUAUGUCAUAUAUAUGUAAUCUCUAAAGUGUACAACAUCUGGUAUUUAGUUUCUGUCUAUUUGUUUCUUUUCCUUUUUGAAAGUGAUGUGUUAUUUGUGUUGGAAAUGUAUUUGAUAAAUUAACAUAUUUAUUAAUGUA